UUCAAGAUGCCGUCAACACCACAUUCCCUAUCUCCCCAAGAGGAACAGGAGAAGUUACUGGAGGAGGCCACCAGUGUGGUCAAGGUCCAGUCCUUCCAGAUGAAAAGAUGUCUUGACAAAGGAAAGCUGAUGGAUGGAUUGAAGCAUGCCUCAAACAUGCUGAGUGAACUGAGGACAUCCAUGCUCUCACCCAAGAGCUAUUAUGAGCUCUACAUGGCUAUCUCUGAUGAGUUACGCCACCUGGAGUUGUACCUGGUGGAUGAAUUCCAAAAAGGGCGCAAAGUUUCCGACCUCUACGAGUUGGUGCAGUAUGCUGGAAACAUCGUCCCCAGGCUCUAUUUGCUGAUCACUGUAGGCGUGGUCUACAUUAAAUCCAAUGAGUUAUCGAGGAAGGACAUCCUGAAGGACUUGGUGGAGAUGUGCCGUGGUGUGCAGCACCCACUGAGAGGACUCUUCCUGCGUAACUAUCUCUUGCAGUGUACAAGGAACGUCUUACCUGAUGUCGAGUCGGAUGAAAACGAAGACAACGGAACAGUGGUCGACUCCAUCGACUUCAUCCAACUCAACUUCAGCGAGAUGAACAAGUUGUGGGUGCGCAUGCAGCACCAGGGGCACUCACGUGAUCGAGAGAAGAGAGAACAGGAGAGGCGAGAACUACGGAUCUUGGUCGGGACGAAUCUGGUCAGACUGAGUCAGUUGGAGGCGGUCGAUAUUGAGAAGUAUAAGAAGCUUGUUCUCCCUGGGAUCCUAGAGCAGUGUGUCAGCUGUAAAGAUGCCAUCGCCCAGGAGUACCUGAUGGAAUGCAUCAUACAGGUUUUCCCUGACGAAUUCCACCUCCAGACCCUGAACAACUUCCUCCGAGCCUGUGCUGAGCUUCAUCAACAUGUCAAUGUCAAAAACAUCAUAAUUGCCUUGAUUGACAGGUUAGCACAGUUCUCUCAGAAAGAGGAGGGCACUGGAAUUCCCCACGAUAUUCAGCUGUUUGAUAUCUUCUCACAGCAGAUUGCACAAGUCAUUCAGAAUCGCCCCGAUAUGGCACCAGAGGACAUAGUCUCUUUACAAGUUGCCAUCAUCAACCUGGCAUUGAAGUGUUAUCCUGAUCGAGUGGAUUAUGUUGAUAAAGUCCUGGAGACAACCGAGGAUAUAUUCAACCGAAUGAAUCUAGACCACCUAGAGAACAACAGUCCAGUCUCCAAAGAGCUGAUGAAGUUGAUGAAGAUACCCGUGGACAUGUACAACAACAUUCUCACCGUGCUCAAGCUGGAACACUUCGGUCCGCUAUUUGAAUAUUUCGACUACCAGGCGAGGAAGGUGAUGAGCGCAUACAUCAUCAGCAAUGCUGUGGAGAAUGAGACGUUAAUACCAGAACAUGAACAGGUGGACUCCAUCCUGACACUGGCGGCGCCACUAGUCCAGGAUCAGAGCGAUCAGCCAACAGAAGACGAGGACCCAGAAGACUUUGCCGAGGAGCAGGGCCUGAUGGGGAGGUUUAUCAACCUCCUGCACUCUAACGAUUUAGAUCAACACUACUUAAUUUUGAAUUCUGCGAGGAAACAUUUUGGUAACGGUGGUGAGCGAAGAAUGAAAUACAGCCUUCCUCCGUUGGUGUUCUCGGCGUAUAAAUUAGCCUUUAGAUAUCGAGAUGCCAAAGAGGACGAUGAUAAAUGGGAGAAAAAGUGCCAAAAGAUUUUCCAAUUUUGCCACCAAACCAUCGUAGCGCUGAUCAAAGCGGAGUUGGCGGAAAUAUCUCUACGAUUGUUCUUACAAGGGGCGCUGACGGCCGGAGAGAUUCCGUUUGAGAACCAGGAGACUGUUGCAUACGAGUUCAUGUCACAGGCAUUUUCUUUGUAUGAAGAUGAGAUAAGCGACAGCAAGGCCCAGCUAGCUGCAAUAACUUUGAUCAUUUCGACAUUUGAGAGGAUGUCUUGUUUUGGCGAGGAGAAUCAUGAACCACUUAGAACGCAGUGUGCACUUGCCGCAUCGAAACUUCUGAAGAAACCGGACCAGUGUCGCGGGGUCUGUGUCUGCUCGCAUUUGUUCUGGUCGGGAAAGACGCGGGAAUCAGACGGAGAAGAGGUGCAUGAUGGCAAACGUGUGAUGGAGUGCUUGAAGAAGGGCUUACGAAUAGCUAACCAGUGUAUGGAUAACUCUGUGCAAGUUCAGUUGUUUGUAGAAAUUCUCAACCACUAUAUAUACUUCUAUGAGAAGGGGAAUGAUCAGGUGACGAUACAGGUCUUGAAUCAGCUGAUAGGGAAAAUAAGAGAGGAGCUGCCAAAUCUUGAAGCUAAUGAAGAAACGGAACAAAUCAACAAACAUUUCCAGAAUACAAUUGAACAUUUGAGAAACCGUAUGGAAAGUCCAGAGGGCGAGGGACCGUCCUAUGAUGGACUAACGCUAUAGAUUCAUGGUGCAUUUUUAAAGAGGUUUUCUUGGAAGCAAUGUGAAGCAGAGUCUCUAGGGGAAGUUUCCUUCACUCCUGGACCAAGGUACGCGUCAUUUUAGACACUGGAGGUACUGUGAUGCAUUCAGCUCGGGUUGGUCAGGUGCAAGUUAAGGCUUCAGACUCCUAACCAUGAGGCCAUGGGUUCAUCUCUUGGCCGGACCAAUUACGUUAUUAAGCCCCUGAAAUAAUCUACAGUUUUGUGUUGCCCCUGAAUUGUACAUUGUUUUGAGCUGCCAGGACAAGAGGUCCAGACUUAGGGGAGUUGAAUUUGGUGCAUAGAAAGGGAUUCAUAUGGUUGGGUUAACCAAAAGUCAAGUGUGUUCUUGUACCGUAAUCUGUGCUGUGGAUAAUGCAAUUUAUUCGAAAUAUGAAAACAAGGAAGUUCUCCAUCGUUCCAGGGCAGUUGGUGUAAAGGCCUGUCUCCACUGGCACUACAGCCAGUUACUGUCAUGGUUUUUCCGCUUUUACCGGCCUUUGUUGUCAGUUGCAAAUACAAAACUAGUAACUGACAUCAAAAUUAAUUGAAUGCCUGUGAAAAGUAUGUGGUUUCCCUUACUGGUGUGAGAAACGGGCCUUUACAAGGAUUGAUUUCCCACCAAUUCUAUUGGCUAUUGGCUAUUUGUAUAUAGUAUGUAAAUAGUCCUAAUUCAAACACUGUGUAGUAGAAUAGUAUUUAUAUGUACUGCUUUAUCUUUGGUUACAUGCAUUGAUGUUGUCUUGGAACGUACAAAUAUCCUUGAGUAAUUUCCAAUUACAAUUAUGUAAGAUUCUUCGAUUUGUUUUCUCAAGCUAAUGCCACAAUAUAGUAGAUGAAUGUUAGGGAGGUACCUGUUGUCCGAUAUCAAGUCUCAAAUGUAAAAAGUCUUGUACAAUGCAUGUUUAAAAUGAAAAUAAAGUGUAAUUGAUGAAAGAAACAUA
Molecule: messenger RNA, 3361 nt
Organism: Lineus longissimus
Lineage: Eukaryota; Metazoa; Nemertea; Pilidiophora; Heteronemertea; Lineidae
Product: vacuolar protein sorting-associated protein 35-like
Exons: 14
Coding region: 7-2400 (797 amino acids)
Biological process (GO): retrograde transport, endosome to Golgi; intracellular protein transport
Cellular component (GO): retromer, cargo-selective complex; retromer complex; late endosome
Source: RefSeq, a predicted model, not a curated record